CAAGCCAAUUCACCAGCAGCAAUUUCAUCCAAUUUCGCCACACCCCCAACAGCAAACCAAAACCUUGCCACUUCCAAUCCAACCAUUCUGUGAACUCGAUUCCCCAGCAAGCAAGACGCUCCAACUCCCAGAUUUGAAACUUCCGUCGUCGGACAGCCCAAUGGAGAGAACGCGUUUCCGCCUCCCGGCAAUGUGGCGAAUGCUCAACGACAGCCGCGUCUACUUCUUCGUCGUGGCUCUCCUGUCCGCUAGCGGCGCGGCAUCUGCCGCCUCGUGCCAGAGCUCUUCGCUUACAGGAUUCACCAGCUCCAUCGACCUCUCGGGUAACGGCCUCGUUCUCCACUGGGCGCUUGACGGCACGCAGGCAACGCUGCGGAUGGCGCUGGAAGCCAAAUCCGGCAGCGGCGCCGAGAGCGGCUGGAUCUCCGCCGGCUGGUCCGCGGACGGCCGCAUGUACCCCGCGGACUGCGUCGUCGGGAACCUGCCGGGCGGUGAAAUAGGCGCGUAUUACAUGAGCGGGUACGGCGACGCUGACGUGGUGCCGACUAGCAGCUUCUCCCUCGGUUCUGCCGCGAUGCUGACGUCCAACGGCGGGACUAUCAUGCAGUUCUCCCGGUCGAGCGGCGACGGCGGCGCGAUAGCGGUGAACGUGGCGGGGGCGAACACCAUCAUCUGGGCCUACUCCGAGUCGGGCUCCACCGCGCUCGGCUUCCACGGCCGCAACGAUGGAGCCACAUCGGUGGACUUCUCGUGCGUGGGAGCCGCUGCUGCUGCCAACUCCACUGCGGGGAGCGGCGCUGGGGGCAACACUGGGAGCAACACGACAACCGGCGGUAGCAGCGCCGGAAGCAACACGACAACCGGCGGUGCCUCAGGUGGCAACAGCGGCAGCACUAACGCCACAACGGGCAGCGGAACGGGUGGCACCAGCAGUGGCAGCACCAACAGCACCACCACUCCCACGCCGCCCUCCACCCCACCUGCUUAUAACGGAUCUCUCCCGUUCCCGCCUGACUUUAACGGGUCCGUGCCUCGCCCUCCCCACCACGAGGGGGGCGACGACCACGAUCGUGACCACGACGGUGAGAGUGGCAGUGACCAGGACGGGCAGCAAGGGGAGCAGCGGGGAGACGGAGAUGGGGAGUGGGAGGGCGGUAGGGGAGAAGGAGGAGAAGGAGCCGGUCUGGGCAGUGGGUCCUCCUCUGGUGCGGCUGCUUGCCAGUCUUCCUCCCUCUCGGGAUACGAGCACUCUGUGACUGUAACGAGUGGCCUUCUGCUUCACUGGACGCUCGUCAGCGCCGCCACCACCACCACCAGUACCAGCACCGGGGGGAGGGCGCAGGUGCAGCUGGCGUUGGAGGCGCAGCAGGGCAGCGGGGCUGAGAGCGGCUGGAUCUCCAUCGGCUGGUCAACGGACGGCCGGAUGGCCCCCGCUGAUGCCGUCAUCGGGAACCUUCCAGGAAACGCGGUCGCUGCAUACGCCAUGACUGGUUACCAGAUGUCAGACGUUGCGGUUACCACCAACUUCUCCGUCGCUGAAGCGAGUACUGAGACAGCUAGUAACGGAGCGACCGUUGUGAAGUUUACCCGGACGGAGGGGGAUGGGGGAAUCGUCCCUGUGGAUUUUACCGGGGUAAAUACCCUCGUGUGGGCGUUUUCGGGAUCCGGCACACAGGCACUGGACUACCACAACCACAACGAUGGCGUACUGAAGGUGGAUUUCACUUGCUCCACUGCGACUGCCGACAACUCCACUGCUGCUGCUGGCAACACCACUGCAUCUGCAGAGAACAGUGACAGCCAAUCGCUGGGUGCCACGUCAGCAGCAACAUCCGAUAGCAGCAGCAGCAGCAGCAGCAGUGCGUGCACGGCGUCGUCUCUCUCCGGAUACGACUGCAUGAUGCAGCUCAGUGGGGAUAGCUUCAUUCUCCACUGGAAGGUCAGCAGCACUGCCACCACCAUUUCUCUGGCAGCAGAGGCAGCCACAAGCGGGUGGGUGUCCGUCGGCUGGUCCGCCACCGGCCGCAUGUACCCCGCCGAUGCUGCCAUCGGGAAUCUCCCCUCAGGCACCCUCUCCAACGGGGCAGCAGUGGGGGCGUACUACAUGAGCGGUUACGGGGUUAGCGACGUCACACAGACGGGGUCGUUUGCGGUUAGCAAUGCGGUUGUGGAGGCCACUGGGAACGGGCGCACGACAAUCAAGUUCGAGCGGUCGAUGACAGAUGGGGAGUUCCCCAUGGGCGGUACCAGCACGGUCCUCUGGGCCUACUCCCGCGACAACUCGCAGCAGCUAGCCGACCACGGCCCCAACGCCGGCUCUGCUACAAUCAACUUCGUCACGGGAGCAUCAGAGGUGGGCGAGUCGAGCAGCGGGGGCGCCACGCUCUACAGCAUCCACGCUUGGAUGCUCACUGUGGCCUUUGGCGUCCUCAUGCCCGCUGCCAUCCUCAUCUCGAGGCUCUUCCUAGCGGACAAGCCCAUGCCCUCGCCUCCACCUGCUGCCACUGGGAAUGCCACAGCUGGCACAGCAGCCACAGCAGCAGCAGGGGGGGUGGCACAGCCCAUGUUGGGUGCCAAGGAGCAAGCAGCAGCAGGGGGGGAAGCAGGAGAAGACGCACCAGCUCUCGUUUCCCUCACCCUCGGGGGACCAGCAGCAACAGCAAAUCCAGAGGCAGCAGGAGUAGGCGGUGCAGCAGCAGCAGCAGGGGGGGCAGCAGCAGUCCCCAGGAAGCCAUGGCUGAGCAAGCCCGUGGCGUUUGAGGCGCACAAGUGGCUCAUGCUGUCGGCUGUCCUCCUCGCUCUCGCUGGAAUCAUCAUGGCCUUUGUGGAGAAGGGGGCGCAGUCAUUGCACUCCACGCACGGACAGCUCGGAUUGGCCGUCAUGGUGCUCAUCGUGGCGCAGCCAAUCGUGGGCCAGCUCAGGCCGCUCAAGAAGCAUCCCAGCCGUCCAUCCUGGUUCGCCCUGCACUGGGUGAUUGGGGUCGGCACGGUGGCGAUUGCUUGGGCCAACACGUACCUGGGGUUCGAUCUUGCCACCUCCAAGUUUGGAUACGACCUCGAUUGGUCCUACAUUGCCUUCUCUGUUAUGAUUGGACUAUUCAGCGUGGUGUACGUCUUUGAUUUCAUGCUGGACCAAGUUGGUUUCUGCUGCCUGCGUUUUGAGGAAACCAUGCCAGAGAUCCCAGCCAAGACAAUGGAGAUAGUGUAGCUGUUGAUAUUGAGGUGUGUGUUAUUGUGUAUCAGGAUAGUCAAUUCUCUUUCUGAGAGGUACCUAGUUGUAGUGGUUUGUAUGGGUUCAAAACUGUUGGGCUGAGAAAAGCCCUUAGGAUCUUUUGCAGAGACUAAGUCCCAGCUGUAGAGACUUGAGACUUGGAGUAGUGCAGCGGAAGUUGAGGCAGUUGAACCCUUGUACUAG
Closterium sp. NIES-67 is the source of this 3415-nucleotide messenger RNA. Lineage: Eukaryota; Viridiplantae; Streptophyta; Zygnematophyceae; Desmidiales; Closteriaceae. The record is from the annotation of a GenBank genome assembly.